AUGUCGUCAAAGGAAAGGAACUUGAGGGAUAGUCCAGUGAGGACUACUUUCAACUACAUCUGCAGCAAGUUGCGAUCUCAACUAGUCAAGAAGCAUGUAGUGAGAAAACCAGUAUCUGUAGAAAGAAGAGUGGCAAUAGCUCUUUCGAAGUUAGUUUCCUGUGGAGAGUUAAGAACCAUUUCAAAUUUAUUUGGAGUGGCUCGCUCUACUGCUUGCACGAUUGUUGCUGAAGUCUGCAGUGCACUGAGCAAAGAAUUCAAAAUUACUUUCCCACAAAAUGAUGACCUACAAAUGACAGCCCAGGGAUUUUAUGAUAAUGGUGGAUUACCUGGUUGCUGUGGUGCUGUAGAUGGAUCUUACAUCCCGAUUAAAGCUCCAAACAAGUGUGGGAAAGAUUAUUUUUGCCGAAAGCAGUUCUUCAGCAUAAUUGUGCAAGCAGUUGUCGAUGAUAGACAGCGUUUUAUAAAUUUGAAUGUUGGAUGGCCUAGUUCGGUACAUGAUGCUCGAGUAUUGAGAAAUUCCAAUUUGUUUAGAGUAGGUCAAAGCAAUAAACUCUUUUCACCUACAAAUAUAAGGCUAAGAAACCAUAAUGGCAAUGUAAAGCCAUUUCUUGUGGGUGAUCAGGCAUACUCAUUACUUAAUUGGCUUAUAAAGCCUCAUGGAGGUCAUUUAAAUGCCAAAAGAGCUCUUUUUAAUAAGAAACUGAGUACUUCUCGCAUUAAUGUAGAACAUGCUUUCGGUCAGCUAAAGGGAAGAUGGAAAUGCCUUCUGAAAGAAAAUGACAGUAAUGUUGAAAAUGUCAAAUCACAAGUGUUGGCAUGCUGUCUUCUGCAUAACAUAUGUAUUACACUACAUGAUGAAUUCCUCGACGACUGGCUGAUACUGGAUGACGAAAAUUCACAUGUAUCUUUAGAAGAAGAUAAUCUGUCGAUUUCUGGAGAAAACCUCACUGGAAAUCUAGACAGUUUUGUAUCUGGAGCAGAUGUUAGAGAUUUCCUAAUGCAGAAUUUGUGA
Molecule: messenger RNA, 1014 nt
Organism: Stegodyphus dumicola
Lineage: Eukaryota; Metazoa; Arthropoda; Arachnida; Araneae; Eresidae
Source: RefSeq, a predicted model, not a curated record